Molecule: messenger RNA, 1756 nt
Organism: Nematostella vectensis (starlet sea anemone)
Lineage: Eukaryota; Metazoa; Cnidaria; Anthozoa; Actiniaria; Edwardsiidae
Product: rRNA N6-adenosine-methyltransferase ZCCHC4
Exons: 12
Coding region: 243-1712 (489 amino acids)
Biological process (GO): rRNA methylation
Cellular component (GO): nucleolus; cytoplasm
Molecular function (GO): zinc ion binding; rRNA (adenine-N6-)-methyltransferase activity; nucleic acid binding
Source: RefSeq, a predicted model, not a curated record
GUUUUGCGUGUUAUUUGUUCAUUCAUUUUGCCUUGUUCGAAAUGGAAAGGGUAUGUUUUCUUCGAGUCCCCCAUCAACGGAGAAGAAAGCUUGGGUAUCCUGUGUAAAUUGCUCUACAGGAAACCCAUGUAAAUUAUUUUGGCAUUCCCAGUCCCACUCACUAUCGACUUUUCAAGAUGGCGGAAUUUUUGUGACAACUCGGCUCUCGUGCUUCUGUCUUGUAGUAUACUUACCAUUAAAGAAUGGCCACUCAACACGCUGCUACAGAGAGGCUAGGCGUCAGUGUGUAUAUUUUGCAGGGAGAAGGCAGAGAAAUCCCCGAGUGUCCUCACGGUCCAAUGCUGCUCUUUGAGCGGUUCUUCAAGGAUGGUCGUGAACCUCGUCUGUUCUUUGCCUGCUCUGCGUGUAGGGAUAGAAAGGCCUGCUCAUUCUUUCAAUGGGAGGAUGAGACAUUGUCUGACGUGAGGAAGAAAGCUCACCAAGACAUCAUUACAGCGUCAAGACCUAAUGAGCAGCAACUGAAGAUUGACAAAGAGUUGAGAGCAAUGAUGGAGCACAAAUCAAAGGAGUGUAGCUGGUUGUAUUGUCACAGUUGUGAUGUACUGGUUACUAGAAAGACCCCUCAGCAUAUUGGCCACGAUGUCACUGAGGGCCAGACAUUAAGUGAACUGAGAAAACCAAGCAUUAUCUUAAAACCACUUCAGAACCAGAAGGUUCAUGCUCAAUACCUGUUUUCAGUGAAAGCAACUACAUUCAUAGUAAAUACUAUAAAGAAAUUGGAAUUCAAGAAAGUGUUGUGCCUUGGUACACCAAGAAUACAUGGUAUGAUACAAUGCACAACAGAAGCUGAAUCUUCACUUGACAGUCUUCUGCUUGAUAUAGACCAUAGAUAUGGCAUGUUUAAUCUCCCAUCAAAAUUUUGCUGGUACAACAUGUUCAACCAUCAUUUCUUCAACAACAACAAAAGUGAGCAACAGUUUAACAAGUUCCUCGAGAAUGCUGAUGAAGAGGAAAUUGUUAUGAUUAUGGACCCGCCAUUUGGUGGUUUGGUUGAAGUUCUUGGUGCAACUCUUCAGAAGAUUUGGAAACUGUGGAGGACAAACUCAUCUGCCAAAGAUAAUAAAAAAGAAAUGGCUACAAUGUUCAUAUUCCCUUACUUUAUGGAGACACAGAUACAGGCUGCACUACCAUCCAUGAAGAUGCUAGAUUAUAAGGUUGACUAUGACAACCAUCCUCUUUUCAAAGACAAAAAGGCACAUGGCUCCAAGCGUGGAUCACCCGUCCGCAUCUUUACAAACAUUCCGGCAGCAAAUGUGAAGUUACCAAGCAAGGAUGGGUACAGAUUUUGCAAACCUUGCCAGCGUUAUGUAUCAGCUGAGAAUUACCACUGUUCAAAGUGUGAUGCUUGUACUUCUAAGGAUGGCAGACGAUAUGUUCACUGUGAAGAUUGUGUGGCAUGUGUUAAGCCAGGUCACGUGCACUGCUUUACUUGUAAAAGGUGUGAGCCGCCAGGCCAUGAAUGUAACAGAAAAGUAUCCACCGGAUGUCACAUCUGCGGUGAAGAUGGACACAAAAGAAGAGACUGCCCUCAGCGAAUCAAGACAACGUCAUCACAUGCAAACGGCCAGCCCCAAGGACCCGGGAAGUCGCCAGGGAAACGCAAGAAGCAACCGCGCAAGUCAGCGAAGAAGAAAAAGCAAAAGACAAACUAAACAUUUGUUGGAUUUAAGAAAAUAAAAUUUAUACUUUUUGUGAA